Psilocybe cubensis is the source of this 507-nucleotide messenger RNA. RefSeq lists its product as uncharacterized. The transcript is spliced from 4 exons. NCBI's taxonomy places the organism in Eukaryota, Fungi, Basidiomycota, Agaricomycetes, Agaricales, Agrocybaceae. Bases 1 to 507 code for a protein of 168 amino acids. The record is from RefSeq and is a predicted model, not a curated record.
AUGUCAGCACCUCCAUACCUCAACCCAGGAAACUAUGUCAUCUUUGCAGAGAACACAACGGCUACAACCACCACCUCACCUCUGCAAAACGGACGAUCCAACUUUGCAGUCACUUGCCCACUGGCUGCUGGAGCAAAUUUGACAAUCACGCCGCUCACGUCCGCGGCUAAUGCGACACCUGCUCAGAUUUGGCUUGUUACGGGGGAUGGUAUGAUUUUGUCAAAGACUACGGCUACGGGCCAGUUGGCCCAGUCCCCGAUCUUUUAUGCGAGCUACACCAACAACGUUCCCAACAUCGUCACGAGCAGCGGGUCUACUAACCCUGCCCCCAGCACCAAGUUUGUGUUCAAUGUCUCGCAGGUAGCUAAGACUGACCAGGGAGACGCGCUUUCAUACCUUGCUACGGUUAUGACUGCUGAUAAUGCCGACCAAUUCUGGACCAUCGAUUCGGUGGUCAAAGCAAAUCUCAAGAGUACCUCGAAGAGGUUUGUCUUUGUUCCUGUUUGA